AUGACUGCCAAUGGUGAAAAAUGGUACUACACAAAAGACCAAUUACAAAACUCGCCAAGUCGAAAGUGUGGUUAUAACGCUGAUAAAGAAUUAAAUUAUAGACAACAGGCUGCUGAUUUAAUUAACGAUAUUGGUGAAAGACUUAAAUUGCCACAAUCAAUUAUAUGCACAGCGAUUGUUUACAUGCAUAGAUUUUAUGUACAUCAUUCGCUGCAAAAGUUUCAUAGAUAUUCAAUUUCUGCAGUAGCAUUAUUUUUGGCUGCUAAAGUUGAAAACAUGCCCAGAAAAUUAGAAUGGACUAUAAAAACAUUGAAUGCUUGCAUAGGUAGAGAAAUUGAUUACGGUUCAACAAGAUCUGAAGAAUAUUUGAAAGAAGAAAAUCAUAUAUUAUUUUGUGAAAAUGUUUUACUUCAGACAUUAGGUUUUGAAUUUACUGUUAUUCAUCCACAUGUUUAUGUUCUCCAAAUUUGUCAAGAUAUCCAAGCAAACAAAGAGUUAACACGCACCUCCUACUUCAUGGCGAUAGAAAGUUUACACCUUACGACAAUGUGUCUCCAAUAUAAGCCAAAAGUUGUUGCAUGCUUUUGCGUUUACUUUGCAAGCAAAUGGUCUAGUUGGGAGAUUCCAUUGAGUAGAGAAGAAAAAACUUGGUACUCAUAUAUCGAUUCGUCAAUCACAUUAAAAUUACUUGAAGAAUUAACUCAAGAAUUUUUGGCUAUCUUUGAUAAAAGUCCAUCUCGUUUGAAGCAUAAAGUUAUGGAUAUUAUGAAUGGACAUUCAGAAUCUAAGUUAAAACAGCAUCAACAUGAACAAUCUUUACCGUCAUUGCCACCACUUUCAUCUUCCGCUUUACAACCACCCCUGAGAAGUCUAUUCAUACCGAUUGAAUUUUCUAAACCUGCUGAUAGUAUUCAAAGACAACAGUCCUUUGAUAAUGUGUUAAAGCCAGUUUGUCUUAAUAGUUGUAAUAAAUCUAAAUUAGCACCCAUUAACGAUAAUAUUAAAUCUACUGAUACGCGAAAAAAAAAUAUUGCAAGUCAUUUUAAUUUAGAAUCGUCUAUUGUUAAAGAUAAUAGUUUAAGAACACCAAUAAUCGUAAGAAUUCCUGAAGAAAAGAUUAAAAUAGAAUCUGUUAAACGUAAACCAGUUUUAAAUAUAAAAAAUAGAAUAAAUAGGAGUCAACAUUACCAUGUUAAUGAUAAUAAUAACUGUGAAAGUAUUAUUGAUGUAGAGAAUGUUUCGCCUCAGAUUAAAAGAAUUAAAUAUGAUCAGCGUUUUAGUUAA
Microplitis demolitor is the source of this 1284-nucleotide messenger RNA. RefSeq names its product cyclin-T2-like. Gene Ontology annotation, cellular component: nucleus; cyclin/CDK positive transcription elongation factor complex. Gene Ontology annotation, biological process: positive regulation of DNA-templated transcription, elongation; regulation of transcription by RNA polymerase II. Bases 1 to 1284 code for a protein of 427 amino acids. Lineage: Eukaryota; Metazoa; Arthropoda; Insecta; Hymenoptera; Braconidae. The record is from RefSeq and is a predicted model, not a curated record. The transcript has a single exon. Gene Ontology annotation, molecular function: cyclin-dependent protein serine/threonine kinase activator activity.